AAGCCUAAUACUGAAGGGUGUGUGUGUUUAUAUGUACGUCCUGCAUCCGGUCUGCGGUCGCGAGCUGCAGCUGCAGACGUGGGUUUGAGGGUCCUACACGUUUCAAGGAAGAAAUAUUUGACAGAUGAGAGAUAUCUUUCGAGGGCCGCUUCCCUCAUCCGCCACCCCUACCACCUCCCCCUUGCAAGACGAGUACGAUGUAAUAAUUUAUAUCCGCCUGAGAGAUCAGUCCACACGUUUCCGGCGGCGAAGCAGCUGUAAACAACACGAGGUCACUUGCUUUAUGUAUGUCACCUUUGUCGACCGAAAACGAGGCUGUGACGUCAUCAGUAGAGGUUCGGAUCGGCCUGACUGAACUAAUGUCAAGUUUGUAUAACUCGCCUGCGACUUGAACAGCUGAGCCAGGUCUGACGAGGAGAGGAAAGCUGUGGGAGCUUUUGCUGAGCUAAUGAUGAAGCUCGAACAAUCCUGGCAAAUGACGGGUCAAUAAGGUUUACCUUUCUCUCGGCGUGACCCCCGAGUGCCAGCGUCACGUGACUAGGAGGGCGAAUAAGAAAAGUCUCAGCAGCCAAGUGAGAAUAAGUCACGAUCGGCUAUUCACAGAUGAGGUCGUCUGCGUUCAGAUUGUCUAACAGACAAUGAGCUGCACUGAAGAGCAAACUGUGAGAAUGUCAGGUAUUUCAGAACAUAAUGGACAAAACUUGACUACUUCUGCCACGCCCUCUACACCAGUUUCACAUGCCUCUCCACAGACUCCACUGGAGAAAAAGACACAAGACUUUGAUGUCCCCCAUGAAGAAUCAUCUUCUAAGGUCACUCCUCCUCGGCAUCGGACAAGGAAAAAUACUGACAGAGACCUUGCUGCUGUCGCACGAGAAAUCGCCCAAAACAGAAAUGUGUAUCUCGGCCAAGAUGGAAAACCCACACGUGUUGACUUUGAGGAAGGUCACACUGUGUUGGGCAAAAGUAAAGAAUCAGGAGCUAAAACAGGAGGGCAAAUGUAUUUGUGUUCUGACAUGGGCUUCAACAUGUAUGACAAUUACAACACCUACACUAGCAUGCAUAGCAGGGACAGCUCAGAAGGGAUUCUCUGCCCUUCGUUCCCCGCAGGUGUCAUUCGUUUUGUGUUAGAAGGGGGUGAGGACCAAAAGGACCGAUAUUAUGUAUCGGUACCAAAGGAUGCCAGCAUGGAUGAUGUAGCACGUUUCAUGGCCUCUGCUUGGCGGAGACGAACACCUAAGCUUGUCCUCACAGUCAUUAAUAGCUCACGUUACUUUCAACCUUGGACAAAAGAAAAAUUUGCUGAAGAGUUUCAGGCAGGCAUUAUCCAGGCAGCAAACCUAACAGAAAUGUGGAUAUUAACAGAAGGUCUUGAUCUGGGAGUCUCCAAACUAAUUGGAGAUGCUGCUUUUGUUGAAAUGACAAGGCGAAAGAACAUGGAGCUAAAUCCAUUGCACAUAAAAAAUAUCAAUGCAGAGCGCUUGCCUCGCCUUAACAUCAUGGGAGUGGUAUCUAAGAGCUGCAUUGUCUAUGCAGACAUUUUGAAUGGCUCACAUACUGCAGCUUACAGUGUACAGAAUGUAGGAGGUAAGCCUAACCUGCAGCUGUUUGAAUUGAAUCCAGACCACACUCACUUUGUUCUUGUGGAAGAUGAUCUUGUUCCUGACUCAGAGGCCUUAACCAACUUCCGUUUUGCCUUGGAGAUGCGUUUUACCAAGCCUGUGGGCAGGCCUCGGAGAUAUUGUCAGAAUUUUACCACUUUGUUGGGUAGUGAAACCAACAUCUCAACGCAUGAUGUGGAUCCUGUGGUUACACCAGUCAUUGGCCUCCUUGUGCAAGGUGGGCCAUCAGAUAUUGACCACACGCUUGGUCUGCUCAAGAAGAAAAUUCCUGUAGUGGUUAUACGUGGCAGUGGGUUAGCUGCAGAUCUCGUAUCAUUUGCAUAUCAGGAGAUGGAAGAGAGAGGAGAUGCAGAAUACCUGGAUACUUACAUCAAACCAGAGUUGGUACGGCGAGUUUCAGAAGCUUUUCCUCAAGACUUUGUCAACAACGAAAUUGCACGCAAUCAGUGCAGGGACAAAAUUAUUGAAUGUGUCAGAUAUGCUCAUCAGGAUAACCUGACGUUCCUGACAAUUAUCAAUACCUUUCAUCAUGAUGUGCGACUCAAUGACCUCAGCAAAUACCUUCUCAUGGCUCUUUUUAAGUCUCAGUUGCGAAAAAAGGGUCGCCAAUGGAAAGAACAGCUUCAGUGGGAUCUGCAAUUGACACUUGACUGGAACCGACCAGACUUGGCACAUUCUGAGAUAUUCAACCGGUAUAAUCUUGAGAAAUUCAGGGUAGGAGAUCAUAUAUUCCAUCAAGCUCUGAUUCGGCCUAACAGAGAAGCCUUUGUUGAACUUUUUCUUGAUAGAGGAAUGGAAGUGCACAUGUAUCUAAACCACAAACGUUUGCACAAUCUUUUUGAAAAUGCAAUUGACAAAGAUUUCUUCAUUGGCGUGUGCAUAGAGACUGUGCUUGGAAAGACUGUGGUUGGAAACACUGGUCUGAGCAAUGACUUCAUUGGUGAUGUUAAUUGUGAUCUCAACCGGUUGCUAUACAAGUGCACAGGCUUGCAAAAGCUGGUCAACCCUUAUGAGUUGUCCAUGAAUUCUUUGGGCUCCUAUGUCACAAAUCGUGCUGUUGCUGAGAGAAGGGCAAUCAACACACUGGUGCUUUGGGCAGCAUUGACCAAUCGGCCAGAACUAGCCAAAGUCUUGUGGAAGCGAACUGAAGAUCCCAUGGCCAUGGCACUCAUUGUUAGCAUGAUCUUGCACCGCCUUGGUUCCAGGUGGUGCAAAGACCUUGAUCUGAGGCAACGGAUUAAGGAGAGUGCUGCAAAAUUUGGCAAAAUGGCUGUUGAGAUGCUAAAGCUGACCUAUGCAGAAUCAAGUACCUUUGCCUUCUCUGCUCUAAGCAAAUGUCUAGAUGACUUUAACAAUCGAACUGUGGUUGAGUUAGCCAAGAUGAGUGAAAACAAAUACUUCAUUGCUCAUCCAUGCUGCCAGAAGUGGCUGGCUCAGCGAUGGCUGGGAAACAUCCAUGUCCGCGAGCUUGACUGGGGCUACUUCAAGUUGCCAGAUUUUAUCAAGAUCUACUUGAGUGUGUUCUUGAUCUUUCCCAUGUUCUUGUGGAUCACCUUUGUGCCAACAGACGGCGAUAAGAAUGUCAUUAUUGAAGAAGAUGAAGAUGAAGUGAUAGAUGAAGCAGCUGAAAAUUCUAUGCUACUCCGUAUCACUUCUGUGGAAGACAAACUGCAUUAUUCUGGGAAGAAUCGAAAACGCAAGAAAAAAGGCGGUCUCACAGUGACCAUUAAAAAUGCUCUGUCUAGUGGCAAUGGUUCAUAUCGACUUCCUUUCUGGAAACAGAUCUACUACCUCUGGGCUGCUCCAAUCACCAAGUUUUGGCUGAAUUUGAUGUUCUCCAUUGCGUACUUGGCACUAUUUAGCAUUGCUCUUAUGAUGCCUGCCUGUGGUUCUGUGGUUCUGAAUUCCAUUGUCUUUGUCUGGACUCUGACAAUCUGGGUUGAGCUGACUCGGCGUACUUUUGUCAAGAAAAGACGCUACCCUGAAGUGCGUAUCAAGUGGCACUGCAUAGAGAUCAUUGGUAUUUUGUUGUUCAUCCUCACUUUCCUUGCUGUCCGCAUCCUGCCUCACUUUGUGGAAUAUGUGACCUACAUGACUAGCAAAUUCUUCAUGAGCCUGGGGCUCCUAUUCUUCUAUUACCGAACUAUGGGGACUUACAUUCCAAUCAGCCCAACUCUGGGACCAGCCAUCGUCAGUGUUAUUGCCAUGACCAAAAAAGAUUUUUAUAACUGGAUGCGACUGUACCUAAUGGUGCUAGUGUCAGGAGCUAUAACAAUACAUGCAGUCAUCUAUCCUAGUGCUCCAAUUGCUGAGGAGUCUAUUCGUGCUGCCCUUCAACGUGCUAUUUUUGGCCUUUUUCUGACAAAGAUUGAUGAUUUAGAUGGGUUUUUUGUAAAUUUUAUUUUAAAAUUGCAGGUCAGCCCUGUUCAAAAGCUGUACCAUGAAGAAGGUGUUGGGUAUUGCAAAGCAGACAGCGUACUAACUGCAUCUCAGCUGAAAACCCUAGAAACUUGUCCCCAUGGUAGCUGGGCAAACUAUGUCAUGGUUGUGCAGUAUCUCUUCAAUGUGAAGCUCAUCUUUGUCACCAUUCUCUAUGCUAUGUUUUCUUCAACAAUGGGAAAGGUUCAGAAGGAGUCCAUCGAGAUUUGGAAAUACCAGCGCUACAUGAUGGUGGUGGACUUUGAAGAACGGCUUAUCCUUCCUACUCCCCUCACCUUACUUACUUACAUUAUGUAUGUCAUCAAGUGGACUUGCCAACUUAUCUGGAUGGCCAUUCGCAGAAUGCUGAACCUCUGUCGCUGCUGUCGUAAAAAGCCUGACUAUGCAUUUCUAAAAGGAAAGGGAUCUUGGCGAAACAAGGAUGCUGGUUCAAAAAUUCAGAUCGUGAAGUUCCGACGGACACAGGACUACAACUACUGGAAGAGCUGCAUUGAGCGCUUUGUGGAAAAUGAGAAAGCUGUUGAGAAAGAAGAAAAUCGGGCCAAAGCACAGAGUGAGAGUCUGGACCAGUUAUUGGAGGAGGUUAGACAGCAUCGGGCCCUAGGCCGUCAGCUGAAUGACCGCAUCAUUCAGAUGGAGACUAACUUCACUAACAGUUGUCUGCUUCUAGAGGAAAUGAAACACAUGAUAGAGCGUCUCAAUCCCAAAACACAGGUUUUACCUCAAGAGCCACAGAAACUGCUUCAUAUUUCUGCUCGACAGUCCCCAUAUCCUGGAACACGCAUUAGACGUUUUCCUGUCUUUGACAAAUAUGUACUUUGGGAGGUUGUGUACGAUUCAUAUGACCCAGCUGUCUACACAAAGCCAGUUUCUGAAUUCCCUGAAAGGAUACAAAUAUUUGUUGACCCUGAUAUUCUGCAACUCAGACAACAGUUAGACGAACGGCAAAAAUUGCCUGCUGAGGAGGCAGAGCUGUUACCUUCUCUGCCAGAAUUUCAUCCCCUGCACAAUGCUUUGACUUCUACAGUCAUAAAUGACAUUAACAUAGAGGUUGACAGGACAUCAUGGAUUGCUGUAGACAACCAUCCUCUGCGAUACAAGCUUGAUGCCACAGAUCUCCCUCAAAACCCACUAGGAAGGACUGGCCUUCGUGGUCGUGGUAAGCUUUGGCGAUGGGGACCAAACCACAGCAUUUCAGCAGUUGUUACCCGCUGGCGGCGAAAAUACUCUCCCUUGGGGCGACCCUUGGAUCCACUUCUUGUUGAGGGAAAACGUGUUCUUGAGUUCAUAAUUGUCCAGCGGCCAGACACAGGAGAAAUGACAUUACCUGGGGGCAAUGUUUAUGGCAAAACAACGGCCUAUAGUGUGAUGUGUGAACAGUUUCUUAAGGGUGUGUUUCAAGAAGAGGAAGUUGAAGGCAGCCUUAAGCUGGAUCAGGAGGACAUGGUCAAUUUCUUUGCCCAGUUUGCUCGAUCUUCAAGCUCACUGACCUUCACAGACAGCCGGAUGGACAUGGCAGCUUGUGGAUUUUCAGCCUCCAUUAUAUAUCGUGGCUAUAUUGAUGAUAUAGCCAAUACUGACAAUGCUUGGCGUGAGGCAGAGGUGUGGAACUUCCAUUAUGAGCUGUGUGACAUGUUUGAUGAUAAGAUCAAAGAGAGAGAGAAAGUGUGGCGUGAAGUGUCACCAUACAUGCGUCUCUAUGGCAAUCAGGAUUCCAUUGUUCUGAAAGCUGCCCACAUUCAUAAUGCUUACCUGUGAUCCAGUCAGAGAGAAAAACUCAAGACACAAACAGCUGUUUACAGAUUUUGGAGUGGUAGCAAAGCAAAUGUUUAUCGCUUUUUGUAGUUGUUGUUUUUUUUUGGGUUUUUUUUUGUUUUGAAAAGUGUUGCACAUUUUGGAAAAGAACAAUGAACCAUGGAAGAUUUGGUGAAAUUUUUUAUUUUACUCAAUGCGAUCUUGAGUCCUUAUCCUAGUUUGUUGGAUUAUAAUCCAACAGACUGGAUGAAAACAGAAAAUUGCUGCUGAAGAUGAAUUUGAAUUCAGUUUCUCAUUUCAGGUUGUCUUCCACCCAUGGAUUGCUUAUUUAACAGGGUAUUGUUUGAAUAGUCUCCAGCAUAUCAAGUGCUUGAAAUCUUCUAAUUGUAAGAGUCUCUGUUUAAAUAAGCAAUAUUUCAAGAUUGCUACUAAAAAAAACUUUUCUCCACAAAAUCUUGCAUUUAUUCUUUGCUUCAUAAUACUAACGGAUGAUUAACUUCAUGGUAGUUAGGUGGCCAAAAUCUCAAUCUGUGGUCUGUUUGCUGAUCUACUCCCGUGAAAACAUUUAAAGAAUUUCUAUGCACUUUUGUUAUUUUAAAAAUAAUUGUGUCAUAGUCAAACUUCAGAAAACUUGCUUAGGUCCUAACUUUUCAAUUCUAGGCUUGUCCUGGCAAUGACUCUACAAUGAUUAGAUGACCUAUGUUCUAGUUCAUCAAAUGUGCUAUGAGUAUUAUGGUACUUGUGUAACAUACUGCAAAACAUUCCAUUUAAUAUGUGUAUGGAGGUAAUAUUUAUGACUGUACCUACCUCUGCCGUCAGUGUGUUCAUCUAGUCAAAUAGGUAGUUUGGGAUGAUGAAGCUUUUUUGUUUGCAUCUAGCUAAUUACUGUCAAUGUAGAGGGUGAAUGCUAGUGAAAUGAUAGAUUGUAAAAUGUUUAAUCUGUAGAAGUCAGUACAGUUUACAUGGACUGAGAACUUUUAAUGGUGUGGGUUUCUAAUGACCAUUAUUUUUACUUUAAAAUUUAAUAUUAGGUUAACACAAGCAACACUUGAUGAAAUAAAACUGUGCAUAUUUUCCCCCAUUUAUUGCAUCUUUUCAUUUUAGCUGGACAGUCAUUUGAAACUACAAAAAUUUUUCUAGAUGCACAUCUCCAGUUCAUUAUUGUGACAUAUGAGUCAUUACAUGAAAUUAACCUGAUACUGGAAACAUGGUAUUCGAAGAAAAUACAACUUGCCACCUCAAAAAUAACCACACCAUUAUCGUGUUUAUCUGCAAUUUUCCUAUUUCACUAAUUAUUGCAAAGGGCGUGGACUAAACCUGUUAUCAGAUAUUAAAUCUGUGUGCAUUUUAAGGUGAGAUUUUAGGGGGGAGCACAUGGCUUGCUUAUGCUAAUAUAUGAAUGUGUAUUCACCCCUCAUACACAUACCAACAUUUUUUUUUUCCUCGUACAUUUUUCUAAAUUUCAAAAAGAUUUUCUAAAAAGGCAUUGUUGUGUUCUGUGAAAUCACUGGGGUAAAUUUGUAGACAUAUAGUCUUAAAAUUACUUAAAUAAAGAUUUCAUUUAUUAUAAAUUUGACAUCUGUUUCGAUGAUCGGUACCAUCAUAGAACUAUCUUAAAAGGCAUAACUUCUCAUUUUUCAGUGGUCUGUUUUAAAACUUCUUCUGUACCUGUUUUGAAUAUUGUAAAAUGCCUUGUGAUAUUCCUUGCAAUUUUUUUUUUAAGAGUAUCUGUUGAUUGCAAAGAGAAAGUCGUAUUCUAAAAUUUUUUUAAUUACUUCCAGAGGACUUCAGACUUUGUUUUAAGAAUUCCCAUGUGUUCUUGAAGAAGAUAAUGUGGGACUUUGCUUUUGUGUUCACUUUGUGCUUCAGUCUAUCAUUCAGAAUCUUGGUGAACAAAGAAGCAUAUCAUCGAAACUGAGCAAGAUAAAUUUACAUCCAUUUUCAUUAAAAAUAUAUUACAUGGCUAUUUUUCUGCGAUUGCAUUUAUUCAGUGGAUCAUUAUUAUGGCUUAGGUUUGUUAGGGAAGUUUUCCUUUGUAUUGAGUGGAGAAAGCUACUUAGAAAAGAGUGAAGUUUUUUAUGUCUUUUUUAUUUUAUGAGAAAUAAAUGAUGAGGUUUAUUA
This is a messenger RNA of Pomacea canaliculata, 7937 nucleotides long. Its product is annotated as transient receptor potential cation channel subfamily M member 2-like. Lineage: Eukaryota; Metazoa; Mollusca; Gastropoda; Architaenioglossa; Ampullariidae. Gene Ontology annotation, biological process: monoatomic cation transmembrane transport. Gene Ontology annotation, molecular function: monoatomic cation channel activity. The transcript is spliced from 36 exons. The record is from RefSeq and is a predicted model, not a curated record. The coding region runs from base 639 to 5819 and encodes 1726 amino acids.